UGUCUGGAAACUAAUAGAAGAAUCCUCUUCCCCACACUCAGCUAGGGUUUUCUCUACAGCAGAGCACGGACCGGAAGAGCAGAGACCAGCCGGCGGUGACGCGCCCCUCCGCCCGUCGGAAAAUCCCCAAACCGAAGCUGCAUUAGCCCUAGCCGAGCUUCUAAGAAGGAGGCGUUUCACCGAUUCAAUCGUCAACCAUGAGGCCGAUUCUGAUGAAAGGCCACGAGAGGCCACUGACGUUCCUCAAGUACAACCGGGAGGGCGAUCUCCUCUUCUCCUGCGCCAAGGACCACACCCCCACCGUCUGGUUCGCGGACAACGGCGAGCGCCUCGGCACCUACCGCGGCCACAACGGCGCCGUCUGGUGCUGCGACGUCUCCCGGGAUUCUAAGACGCUGAUUACUGGAAGCGCGGACACGACGGCGAAGCUGUGGAGCGUGCAGAACGGGACGCAGCUGUUCACGUUCAAUUUCGAUUCGCCCGCGAGGUCGGUGGAUUUCUCCAUCGGCGAUAAGCUCGCGGUGAUCACCACCGAUCCUUUCAUGGAGCUGCCUUCGGCUAUUCAUGUCAAGCGCAUUGCCAGAGACCCUGCUGACCAGACUGGUGAGUCUGUCCACAUCCUUCGGGGUCAUCAAGGAAGAAUAGCUCGAGCUGUCUGGGGGCCUCUGAACACGACUGUUAUAAGUGCUGGAGAAGAUGCUAUAAUUCGUGUUUGGGACUCUGAGACUGGGAAGCUUCUCAGAGAGUCAGACAAGGAAACCGGCCAUAAAAAGGCGAUAACUUCACUUGCAAAGUCCGCUGAUGGUUCGCAUUUUGUCACUGGUUCACAAGAUAAAUCUGCCAAGCUAUGGGACAUCAGGACAUUGACUCUUAUUAAAACAUAUGCGACAGAGCGCCCGGUCAAUGCAGUUACAAUGUCUCCACUUCUUGAUCAUGUGGUCCUUGGAGGUGGCCAAGAUGCGUCAGCUGUAACCAUGACUGAUCAUCGUGCUGGAAAGUUUGAAGCCAAGUUUUUUGACAAGAUUCUUCAAGAAGAAAUUGGAGGUGUGAAGGGACACUUUGGGCCUAUUAAUGCUUUGGCUUUCAAUCCUGAUGGGAAAAGUUUCUCAAGCGGAGGUGAAGAUGGUUAUGUUAGAUUGCAUCACUUUGACCCGGAUUACUUCAACAUCAAGAUUUAGCUUUUGAGAAAAUAGUUUUGCAGUUUCGAAAAGUUGCCUCUGCCUUCAGAGUGGCGGAAUUUUUCCAGAAUGUUUAUUACCGUGUUAGUUAUCUAUCUUAGAUUGGAAAUUUUGUUUUCAAGAUCAGGUUGUCAAAAUUAUGAGGAACUUAAUGAAAUGAUUUUAUUUCCUAGCA
Molecule: messenger RNA, 1353 nt
Organism: Rhodamnia argentea
Lineage: Eukaryota; Viridiplantae; Streptophyta; Magnoliopsida; Myrtales; Myrtaceae
Product: eukaryotic translation initiation factor 3 subunit I-like
Exons: 8
Coding region: 198-1178 (326 amino acids)
Biological process (GO): cytoplasmic translational initiation
Cellular component (GO): eukaryotic translation initiation factor 3 complex, eIF3m; cytoplasm
Molecular function (GO): protein binding; translation initiation factor activity; RNA binding
Source: RefSeq, a predicted model, not a curated record